Messenger RNA from Larimichthys crocea (large yellow croaker), 2868 nucleotides. RefSeq names its product SEC22 homolog A, vesicle trafficking protein (gene sec22a). Gene Ontology annotation, biological process: endoplasmic reticulum to Golgi vesicle-mediated transport. Lineage: Eukaryota; Metazoa; Chordata; Actinopteri; Sciaenidae. The record is from RefSeq and is a predicted model, not a curated record. The transcript has 7 exons. Bases 182 to 1093 code for a protein of 303 amino acids.
UUCUUUACCCACAGUGCACCGCGGCGAAGCAGCCACGUAAACGUAGAGUCAUCAGCGCCGGCUAGGAUUAGCUGCUAGCUCCUAGCUGCCUCCGCAGCCUCGUAGCUACACGUCACAGACGUCCACACGAUGCUGCGCUGCUUCAUCAGGGCUUCAGUGAGAUUGCUGUCAAAGCUUUAAGAUGUCGAUGGUGUUGUUCGCCUCUGUGGUCCGGGUCGGGGAUGGCCUGCCUCUCUCUGCAUCCACCGACUACGAGCAGGACAGAGAGCUUCAGGAAACCAAGAGACACCUCAAAGGUCUCUCCAAGAAACUCAGCCAGUUCCCCGACCGCUGCACACUGAGGACCGGAUCCUAUAAUGUCAAUUUCACCAGCUCACUGGGUGUGGGAUACCUGAUGGUGUGCACCGCAAACUACCCCAACGUGUUGGCCUUCUGCUUCCUGGACGAGCUACAGAAGGAGUUUAUUGUCACCUAUGACACCAAACGAAUCAACAGCGCUGUGCGGCCGUACUCUUUCAUUGAAUUUGACACCUUCAUCCAGAAGACCAAACAGCGCUACAACAGCCCGCGUUCCCUGUCCACCAAGAUCAACCUGGCUGACAUGCAGACCGAGAUCAAGCUGCGACCGCCCUACCAGCUCUCCCCCGAGGACCUGCGGGCUAUCAAUGGGUUCUCAGUGCACACGCCCUCUAAAUACAAGGGUAUAGCUCCCACGCAGAUGCUGGAGCCGGUGACUCUCCCCGGCAUCGUGUCCUGUGUGCUCAGUGUUCUCUGCGGAGGCCUGAACCUGCUGCGAGGGGUCCACGCUAUAGAGAGCAUACUACAGAACGACGAUGAAGACUUUAAUUACGUGAUUGCCUUCUUCCUGGGCACAGCAGCCUGUCUGUAUCAGUGCUACCUGUUUGCCUACUUCUCCGUGUGGAGGAACAGUAAGUCCUUCCUGGCGUUUGCACUCAUCUGUCUGUCCAACAUGUAUCUUUAUGAACUGAGGAACAUGUGGCAGAUCCUCUUCCACGUGGCAGUGGGGGGCUUCAUGACCCUGCAGAUCAGACUGAGGCAGCCGCUCGGAAAAGCGCCAGACUACAACGUCUGACAAAAACUCUAAACAAAACACAAAAGGACCAUUGGACCUUCAGCUGGACGUCUCGCAUGUGCCCUGGAAAAGCAGCACCAGUGGACUGUGACAGAUCUCAGUGUGGACUGAUGCUUGCUCAUGUAUGGAACUUCCUGGAUUGAUUUUGGGAGCUGUCUGCUCCUCGACAUCAUUAUUUGAUUAAGAUCACUCAUUUGACUUCUUUUAAAAGCAGCCAUAGUUUAAGUCAGAGUCCUGCAUGUGUCCAGUUUUUCAAACCAACACUCGUCCUGCGCCUGUAAAGCUACUGUAAGUAACCAGCAGCCAACAGCACAACAACACACGUAGAACCGAAUACAUCGGCUAUACACUCACUCUGUUGACAGUGCAUUAGUUACUUGGGUUCACUCCAGUACUGGAGUUCCAACACCAAAAAUACACAUUUUUCCUCCUGUGUCAUGUUUUUAUUGUUUUUUUUUUCAUUUAAUUAAUUCAAACUUAAAACUCAUAAACAACUAAUGAACACAAAGCAGCUCUACGAAAACUUUGCCAAAAAUUAACCAAAUUAAGAUUUAAAACAGGAAAUAUCAAAACGCAGUGCAAGCAACCAAGACUAAAAACCUAACACACACCUGCGUCUGUCAGCAGACCUUCUUCACAGCAGCCUUGUAGACGUAAGGUCAGCAAGGUGUUGCCAGUGAUGCUGAUUCAGGUUCACUUCCAUCCAUCUAUGAUCUGUAACAGCUUCUCCUCAUCAGGGUCACGCUGAGGCUGGAGUCCAUCCCAGCUGACUCUGGGUGAGAAGCAGGGUACACCCUGGACAAGUGGCCAGUAGGUUCUGUUCCACUCAGGUCAAACAGAGUCGGGGUGCAUUCAUUAGUACUAGGAGGCUGCUGUGAAACGGGUCUGUUGACAUGAACAAACUAAGAAGUUCAUUUAGGGUGUGAAUGUGGAAAAAAAUCUUUGCACGAGAGCUCCACGUCAGAGCUGGAAAACUGGACAGCGGUGUGUUGUGAUGAGUCACUGGAGCACGGGGUUACAUAGAGAACAAUCGAUGCAUGCAUUUCUGGUUGUCCCCAAACAUUACUGAGGUUUAACACCCAGCCCUGUUCUUUCCUUGAGCUCGGCUAAUCCCAACCCUUGUAGGCUUGACAGGCAGAACCCAACAUUCAUCUCACUUUCUUGUUCACAUGAUAAUUGUAAUUUCUACCUGUUGAACGCAUGUUUUUGCACAUGUACCCGUGUGUACCUGACCCGGUGCAGGACUCUGGUUUAGGUAUUGGUUUAAAACUAUGCAAUACUGCCUUUUGUGUGUGUGUGUGUGUGUGGCCCUGAUUUCAGUUUUUGGUGUAUUCUGUAUUCAGGAGCUAAUGAUUUGCAGAUAUGUCAUUUUGUAGACACUUCAUUUUGCUAUUUAUUUCCUGACGUGGUCAUUGAAGAUUUCUACAGAUUUUAUUAGUUUCAUUUGUUUUAAAUUGCUUCAUGUGUUUUUUGAUUUUUUUUUAACGCAGGCUUGGGACUAGCUGUCACAAAGUACCUCCUGCUUCAGUAGACACAAACAGCCUGUUAGCAUUCAUACCCUUCUUCCUCACCCACACAGCCUCAAGCAUAUGCCAGUGUCAAAUGACUGUGUUAAUAAACAGGUGUGUGCUGGCAGCAGUAAAGAUACGUAGCCGUGUUGUCGAGGCCAGAGGCAGCGCGUAUCAUCUGAGCGGCCUCUGGUGUGCUCUUCCUCACACCGAGCCGCGCAGUUCAGACAUGGCUGCACCUGCCACUUCUACAAAAUCAUCAUUGUA